GGAUAAGGCGCAUCGGCAGGAGGCCCGACCAGCAGCAGCAGCAGCAGCAGCAGGGGGAAGGGAAACCCAUCGACAGGAGGCCCGAGAGGCGACCUCCCCGCGAGCGCCGCUUCGAGAAGCCCGCCGAGGAGAAGGCCGAAGGGGGAGAGUUCUCUGUUGACAAACCCAUUCUUGACCGACCUAUGCGUGGCCGUGGUGGGCUUGGCAGAGGCCGUGGCCGUGGCCGUGGCAUGGGCCGAGGAGACGGCUUCGACUCCCGUGGCAAGCGGGAAUUUGACCGACACAGCGGCAGCGAUCGAUCCGGGCUGAAGCACGAGGACAAGCGCGGCGGCAGCGGCUCACACAACUGGGGGACUGUCAAAGACGAGCUCACCGAAUUGGAUCAGUCAGCUGUAACUGAGGAGACGCCGGAGGGAGAGGAACAUCCGCCUGCUGAUUCCGAAAACAAAGAGAACGAGGUUGAAGAAGUGAAGGAAGAAGGCCCUAAGGAGAUGACCCUGGAUGAGUGGAAAGCCAUUCAGAGCAAGGAUCGUGCAAAAGUGGAGUUCAACAUCCGCAAGCCAAACGAGGGUGCUGAUGGGCAGUGGAAAAAAGGCUUUGUCCUUCACAAGUCAAAGAGUGAGGAGGUAAA
Messenger RNA from Merops nubicus (carmine bee-eater), 631 nucleotides. Its product is annotated as plasminogen activator inhibitor 1 RNA-binding protein-like. NCBI's taxonomy places the organism in Eukaryota, Metazoa, Chordata, Aves, Coraciiformes, Meropidae. Gene Ontology annotation, cellular component: cytoplasm; nucleus. The transcript has 5 exons. The record is from RefSeq and is a predicted model, not a curated record. Gene Ontology annotation, molecular function: mRNA 3'-UTR binding. The annotation marks the transcript as partial.